UUAGGGGAGGGAGCAAGAGGGGCAUUCGUCGGGAGACAACAGAAGCGGCCGUUCGCAAGCACGGCGCAGCGAUAUAUUUCGUCCUCGAAUUCGGCCCUUCCGCCGAGGGAUAUGGCCGAUUAGUGAGCCGAAACGUCAAACCGUCGGCAGAGCUAACAGGACUGUAGAUCGAGAUUGCUGUUAUCGUUGUUGGUGAGAAGCCGGCAAGAUGUAUAAGUUAUUGGGUGGUUUGAAGGACUACCUGAAGUGGCAGGAGAUCACGGUGGACAAUGCCAUCUUCAGGCUGCACAACCUUUUCACGACAGUGCUGCUGUUGACAUGCUCCCUGAUCAUCACGGCGAACCAAUUCGUCGGCAACCCCAUCCAAUGCAUCGUCAGCGGUCUGCCCACGCACGUCAUCAACACCUAUUGCUGGAUCACCAGCACGUUCACCAUGCCUGACGCCUUCCAGCGUGAGGUCGGCCUCCAUGUGGCCCAUCCUGGUGUCGCUAAUGACUUCAGCGACGAAAACGCCAAGAAGUACUACACCUACUAUCAGUGGGUUUGCUUCGUGCUUUUCUUCCAGGCGAUGAUGUGCUACACACCCAAAUGGCUGUGGGAUGCCUGGGAGAACAACCUGAUGAGGACCCUGGUGAUGGGUCUCAACAUCGGCAUGCGCUCCGAGGAUGACAAAAAUAAAAAGAAGAAAGUCCUCGUCGACUACCUACUGAGACACAUAAAGCGCCACAACAUGUAUGUGUUCCACUACUGGAUUUGCGAGUUUCUCUGCUUCAUCAACAUCAUCAUCCAGAUGUACGCGAUGAACACCUUCUUCGACGGCGAGUUCAUGAGCUAUGGACUCAAAGUACUCAAUUUCUCUGAAGAAAAUCAGGAGGCGCGAGUGGACCCGAUGGUAUAUGUGUUCCCGCGGAUGACCAAGUGCAUCUUCCACAAGUAUGGUGCGUCCGGAUCGAUCCAGAAGCACGACUCGCUGUGCGUGCUGCCGCUGAACAUUGUGAACGAGAAAACAUACAUCUUCAUCUGGUUCUGGUACAUGAUACUGGCUGUGAUGCUGUUCGGCCUGCUGGUGUACCGUGUGCUCAUCCUGCUGCUGCCGUCGAUCCGGCCUAAUCUGUUGGUGUUGCGCCACCGCGGCCUCAUCUCCAAGGAUGUGGCGCAGGCUGUCAGCCGCAAGACCGAAAUCGGAGACUGGUGGGUGCUCUACAUGCUCGGCAGGAACAUCGAUCCGCAUGUGUACCGUGAGGUCGUUGGCGAGUUGGCCAAGAAGAUUGAAACGGCCGCCAGCAACGUCACAGAGUCCAGAGGCACCUCCUACUGACCACCAUUUGGCAUUUCAGACUGAAAAAUUAAUUCAUUUCACGCGGUGCUAGGCCUGCCUCGAGCACACAGUGGCUCUUUCGCACUAUUUAUUCGAUCCCCAGUUUCGCAAAUUCUAGAACUGACUCGAGAGGACUCUAUUUUGCAAUUAGUAAGUUAAGGAACUUCGCAAGUAAGACUCAGCACGUGUCCAAAGUGCCUUUUUCCCCCCAUUCGAUCUGAGAGAUGAUGCAUUCGUGCAGUCGCAUAUUAUGAUGUUUUGUGAGUGCUCAAUGCGGCUUGUAAAUUUUUGCAUUUAUUUUUAUAAUGACUCGCAAUUUAUUACAGUAAUGUACGCAGAUGUAUCGAAGAACUGGAAUUAUGUUGUAUGGCAAUUAAAUCGAACAAAACGAAAAUAAACACCUUUCUUACAGAACAA
Cloeon dipterum is the source of this 1735-nucleotide messenger RNA. Its product is annotated as innexin inx1-like. Gene Ontology annotation, cellular component: plasma membrane; gap junction. The transcript has 5 exons. The record is from RefSeq and is a predicted model, not a curated record. Gene Ontology annotation, molecular function: gap junction channel activity. NCBI's taxonomy places the organism in Eukaryota, Metazoa, Arthropoda, Insecta, Ephemeroptera, Baetidae. The coding region runs from base 209 to 1318 and encodes 369 amino acids.